GUUGCGACCAUACAGAAUGUUCUGAAACAGAAGGUGCAGGUCCGAGUUCUCAGGCGCUGAGUGCCGGCCCAAGACGGUUUCGGCAAGCACUAGCGCCUAGUUUACGUGGACGUGGAAGCCGCGAUCCGACCGAGGGCUAAGCUACCAAGAGAAGCACACAGCCAUUGCCAUCGCAACGCCAGGCAUCGACCAACAUUCACUCUGUCCAAGCCUAUUCACUGCACAGCCACAAUCACAUUACGCAGCGCAACGUACACCAACGCGGCGCACGAUAUUUCAACAAAGCAUAUCAAACCUCGCGUGAGACAUCUUCCAAGAGCUUCAUUCAGCUUGCGCCAGCAACAAAGCUACCGGAACCGCAACCCAGACAUCUGCAACACACCACCUUGCGCAUCGCCCAGCACAGCUAGAGUUAUUCGACAGGUAGUUGCACCGCAAAGAUGACGCUCGCAGAAGAGUUCAAGUCAAGGAAUUUCAGUAUCUAUGGUCAAUGGACCGGAGUGUUGUGUAUAGUCCUUUGCUUUGCGCUGGGCAUAGCCAACAUCUUCAACGCCAACUGGGUCAUCGCGUUUAGCAUUGUGUGUUUAGUAUGUUCGUUCAUCAUCAUCUUCAUCGAAAUACCGCUGCUCCUCCGCAUUUGCCCAACGUCACCCAAGUUCGAUACCUUCAUCCGUAAAUUCAGCUCCAACUACAUGCGCGCGGCCAUCUACGCGGCGAUGAGCGCCAUACAAUGGGCCAGUAUUGCCGCCCGGGCUACUAGCUUGAUUGUUGCGGCCGUCUUCCUACUGCUCGCAGCCGUCUUUUACGCGCUUGCUGGCUUCAAAGGCCAGCAGUUCCAGGGCAGCAAGACACUGGGAGGACAAGGAGUCGCACAAAUGAUUAUAUAAGGCGGAGGUGGAACUGGACAAAGAAGCAGUAGGCAUGGGCGACGAAUCUGGACGAACGACACGUUGUUUAUAUAGAGAACGCAAGGAUCGACGAAGCAACUGAAGUCUCUAGGACCAAGAUGAUGAGCUUGGCCUGUUGGCAAGCGGUUAUAGGGUGUGGUGUAACUCCUUUGUAGCAGCAUUCGGCAGCUGGGCGUUCUGGGGGCUAUAUCUUGUAUGAAAAUCCCUUGGAUUUGGAAAUGCUUGGUCAACCUGCUAGGCGGCCAAAAUGCGACACAUUUUUUUCUCCGG
Molecule: messenger RNA, 1178 nt
Organism: Alternaria alternata
Lineage: Eukaryota; Fungi; Ascomycota; Dothideomycetes; Pleosporales; Pleosporaceae
Exons: 4
Coding region: 441-887 (148 amino acids)
Biological process (GO): vesicle-mediated transport
Cellular component (GO): Golgi membrane
Source: RefSeq, a predicted model, not a curated record